Messenger RNA from Brienomyrus brachyistius, 5155 nucleotides. Its product is annotated as RNA-binding protein 20-like. The transcript is spliced from 20 exons. Gene Ontology annotation, cellular component: nucleus. The record is from RefSeq and is a predicted model, not a curated record. NCBI's taxonomy places the organism in Eukaryota, Metazoa, Chordata, Actinopteri, Osteoglossiformes, Mormyridae. Bases 555 to 4838 code for a protein of 1427 amino acids. Gene Ontology annotation, molecular function: RNA binding; zinc ion binding.
UUAUUUAGCAGUUGUGUGAAUUAAAAGUGGUACAAAUUUGGGGAAAAAAAGAUUCUACUGUAAUCUGCAGAAUAAUAAUGUAGUAUUAAAGGAGCGAAAGAACAAGAGGCUGAUGUGGACUGAUGUGAAACAGCCAAAAAAACCUUUACAUCUCUCCCUGUCGUGUUACAGUGCAGAUUCUACACAGUAUUCAUUGAUACAGCAGGUAUCACAACUGUCACCCGGACCCUGAAACGGCAAAUCAUGACAGGGUCCAACAGCUGUUCAAGCCGUGUCUAUGUACCUCCCCGCCUGAAGAUGGCGCUCUGCUGAGGGCCGCGUUGCCCGCUAUUGGAGAGACCAUAGAAGUAAGAUGACGCAUACGGUGGCCGCUGUCGCGUCACCCAUACAUAACAAACCUUUCUGCUUAGCAAUCUACCAUCGGCGAUAGUUCAAUAGUCUCAUCCGCUGCGUUGUGAGCAGGUCCGAGCGCUUUCUUUACGGAUGCAACUGCUGCGUCCCUUGACUUUUGAGGCUGGGCAAGAACCAGGAGAACCGGUACGUUCUCCACCAACAUGUCUUACCCAUAUAGAGGCUCUUCAAAGGACUUAAAAUCUCCACCAGGCCCCUUUCCUUCUUCUGAACCUACACAUCUGGGAGAGCAUGAUGCUUAUAGAACUUCUCAAGAGUCUUCUACUCGCACAGUGUCCGCUUUCUCAUCCUCAAGAAGUGCCCUGGAGUCUUACUGCUCCCAGAGAUCCUCGACUGUUGAAAACGCUUUGACCCUUCUGGCCAGCUGUGGGCUGGAUCCUGAAGACCUCUCUCUGCUUGCUGGGAUGCCUGACAACCUGAUCACCGUGGAGACACUCCCACAUUUGCUCAUGGAGAUAAAGGAGAAAAAGACAGGGAGCCAAUCUGCACAGUCUGUGUUGUCCAACGCACCCCCAAAGGAUACAUGUCAGGGCAGAACUGAUUUUUGCCCUGAUGCAAACCCUCCACUUAGGCCAUUAUACCCACCAUCAGGAGAACAGACUGAGAACUGGCAGGAUCGAUGCCCCCCACCCAGUCAGUCUAGCCUUUUACCACAGGAACCACUUAAUUCCAAGUCUAGCUAUGUGGGGGACUAUAAUUAUAGCCAUCCUAGGGAUGAACAAGGUAGAAGCCAUGAGAGGCCAUCCAACAGCAUGAGAACUGGGAAUGGUGGGGACAGGACUUCAGAUUACCCUAGAAGAGACAGAAGUAUUAGAGCUGGGAGUGGGUGGAACACAGCCAAGUACUGCGGGAAAGAUAACGUGCCAAGAGAAGGAGGCAGUCAUCAGGAUGUAGACAGAAUUACAAGGGUGGGAAACAGUCUUGAAUGUUCAGAAGAUUAUCAGAAUGUAGACGGAGCCACGAGGGCGGGAAAUAGUCGUGAACAUUUAGUUAAAUAUCAGGAUGUAGACCGAGCCCCGAGAGCGGGAAAUAGUCGUGAACCAUUAGUCAAAUAUCAGGAUGUAGACAGAACCACGAGGUCAGGAAAUAGUCGGGAACGUUUAGUUGAUAAUCAGGAUAUUGACAGAGCUGUGAGGGCUGGAAACAGCCGUGAACGUUUAGUUCAUUAUCGGGAUGCAGACAGAGCCACGGGGGCAGGACAUGGUCAUGAACGUUUAGGUGAUUACCAUGAUGUAGACAGAGCUAUGAGAGUAGGAAACAGUCGUGAACGUUUAGUUCAUUAUCGAGAUGUAGACAGAGCUACAGCAGCUGGAAAUAGUCGUGAACAUUUAGUUAAUUAUCAGGAUGUAGACAGAGCCACGAGGGCGGGAAACCAACGUGAACGUUUAGUCGAUUAUCAGGAUGUGAACAGAGCUACGAGGCCGGGGAACAGUCGUGGACGUUUAGUCAAUUACCAGAAUGAAGACAGGGUCUCCAGAGAGGGAAAUAGUCAUGAACGUUUUGUCAAUUACCAAGAUGUAGACAGAGCUGGAAGGGUGGGAAACAGUCGUGAACGUUUAGUUGAUUACCACGUUGUAGACAGAACCUCAACAAUGGGAAAUAGUUGUGAACAUAAUUUUGAUUACCAGGAUGUAGAGAGAUCCUCAAGAGUGGGAAGUAGUCGUGAACAUUUAGUUGAUUAUAAAAGUAUAGACAGAAACAGAAGAGCUGGAAUACACCAAGAGCCAUCCACUGACCAAAGAAGCUUGGAAGGCAGCACAAGAGCUGGGUAUGUCCAGGAGUCUUCCACUGAUCACUGGGAAGUAGAAAGAGAUCGAAACUUGGCAAUGGCCUGUACAAAGAAAGUUGACAACCUCCCUAGGCAUCCCUCCAAACAAGAGGCGGACGAAUUCCACGGCGUGAUGCCCCAAGCGUUUCCUUACGCAUGCUCUCUCUGUGAUAUCGUCAUGCUCUCCGAAAGGGUUUGGACUUCACACAUAAAUGGGUCUCAGCAUGCAGACAGUCAGCUUAAGCUGCUUCAGAUGUACCCAGACUGGGACUGUCGGAGUGACUCAGCCAAAGGGGAUCAUAGACAGUUGGGGGCAAAGAGGGAGGUGGACACAACUGAAAGGAAUAGACAUGGAUCUGCUCAACCCCCAGCUGCAAGACCCAUCAGUGGUGAAAAAUGGCGGCCUGGGAAGGAUGAGGAGAGAAGUAAAGUAAUCCGUGUGAAAUUCCCACCUGAUGCUGUGGAUGAGAGCUACCUUAUGAAGCUGGUUCAACCAUUUGGGAGCGUAGUAAAUGUUUCAGUAUUCCCAACAAAGGCUUUCUUGGAGAUGAAGACUUUCCACCAGUCAGAAGACAUUGUGAAGUUCUUCACCAAGAAUCCAGCUAUGGUGCAUGGCAGCCAAGUCCAGUUUAAUCUGUCUGCCACGUAUACAUUUUCCCAGAAUUCUAGAGUCGUGUGCUUCUCCCGGCUGCCCCCUGGGAAGGAAAAGAAUGCAGAGCUGAUCGCCAUGGCGAAACGUUUUGGACAAGUGAAGCACUCAUUGUUCCUGCCAAAUCGGGUGUUUGUGGAAAUGACAAACAAAGACGACGCAGACAAGCUGGUGGGACAUUAUGCCUCCCAUCCUCUCAAGAUGAAAGGCAAAAACGUCCUUGUUUCCUACUCGACAGAGUACAGCACUCUAAAAGAGGAGAGCCCUGACACGAAUUCCGAAGGGAGUGAGACGUUAAAUUCAUACUGUAGGAGGCAGUCUCCCAGCCCGAGGAAGUCUCCCAGCCCGAGGAGGAAGUCCAGUGAGAUGGAGGAUAGCUCCAAGCCUCCAGACAUCACCACUGAGCUCCCACAUCUGUUUAAAGCAGAGACUCCAGCAGACUCAGUCAAGGAGACACCUUUGGAAAUCCAAGGCAAUGACAGUGACAUUGUGAAGUCAGAGGGUUGCCUGGAUGCUGGAAACUCACCGUCUCCAGACAGGGACCAAGAGUGUCGGGAAGGGAACUGGGAAGGACACAGUGACCUGGACAGUGACAUUGAAGGCAUGGAGGUAAUUGGUGAGGAUGAGGAGGAAGGGAUACCUGAUGAGGUUCUCCUAGAAUUGGAAGGCAAAAAUUCGGUGGAGGAAGCAGAGCCCAGAGGAGAAUGCAGGGAAGAUGUAAAGGUUGAUCCUGUGGAGGCCAAAUCCUCAGACUUCCAGCCUGGGGACAAACAGACUACCGAUGUUACAACAUUGAGCUAUGAGUCACUAGAGCUUCAAACAGAAGAUCCCAGUGAUGCAACUUCAGCAAGCGGAAUGCCGGCUCAUGUACAAAUAGCCAUUGAGGAGGAGGAGCCUGGCUUCCCUGAGAGCCUGGAACAGUGCAUUACUCUGGACGAGCUUGAGGAGGAAGAUGAAGAAGAACUUGAGGAGGAACCUGUAUCGAUGCAUGAUUCUGAAGAAGUGGCAGAAGAAACCUCCAAGGAUGACGCUGAGGAGUAUUUCAACGGGAAAGUGAUCUACAUCAAAAACCUUCCCAAAACAUACUACACCGAUUCACAGUUUGUGAAGAUUGUGAAGGGUUUCGGGACGGUGAAGCGCUACUUCCUGAUUCGUACUCGGAAAGAGGGCUUCAUCGAAAUGGAGACACACGAGGAAGCCCAGAGAGCAGUUAAGGAGCUGGUGCUGAGGCGGACGGAGAUACGUGGCUGCCCUCUGGUCUUCCAGCUGUCAAGGAAGUACCUGACACUGACAAGGGGGUGGAGUCCUGACCGUGAAGAGGAGGGGGAGAGUAGGACAGAGCAGAGGAUGAAGAGCAGAAGGGAGACGGGCUAUUCUGGCUCACCGUCUAAGUCCACGGCGAUCCAAGAGGAACUGCCCGCUAAGAGACAGUGCAUCCGGGAGGAAGAGGCAUCACCUAAGAAGCCUGUGGCCCACAAUGAACAACUGCCCCAACAGCAGCAACAACAGCCCCAAAAGCAGCACCAACAGCCCCAACAGCAGCAGCAGGAAAAGCUGAAGGAGAAGCAGCAGAGGAGCAGCAGCCAGAAGGAGGUUAAUUUAAUUACAGUGGAUUCUGAGACAAAGGCCAGCCAGCCCUCUGACUGCCUGGAUGGUGGGAGGGACAUGCAGCAGAUUCCCAGCCCUAAGAGCCCCAUAACACAGGCCAGAGACAGGCCAGAGGGGGAGGGUCACACCACAGAGGAUAAAGCGAAGGACAAGCCAGAGCCAACAGCAGAGCCUCCCGCUAACCCCUUUGUACCAUACCAGCCUCACACCCCCUUGGGCCAAGAAUUUGUGCACCCUGUUGUCUGCUACAUCUGCAGACUCUGCAAUGCCAUCUACACCAGUGAAGAUGAAGCGAAGAAUGAGCAUUGCAGCAGUCGCUCUCACUACGAGAAACUGAAGGUACACUUGGAGCGUGGCACCACCUCAGGACUCCCACUCAAUAUGGAGAAGUCGCCAAAGUAGUUUGGUCUGUCUGCUAUUGUAGUGAGGAAACCCGAAGAACCCUGCAGAACUUCAAUGCGAGCAAGAUACUGCAUCCCAGGGGAUAGAACAAAAUUGUUUUCAUAAACUUUAUUUGAGAUCUAUUGUUAAAGAACUUUUGUUUGUUUUUUCUAUUUUCUGUAAAUUUUUUGUAUUAUGGGGUACUAAGUUUUAAAAAGUUAAAAAUUUGGUAGUUCGAGAUCUGUAAUGUUCCCCAAUUCCUUAUCGUGUACAUAACUGUUAUUAUGAAGAGUACAAAAUCUCUUGCACAUGUGACUCAAUAAAUCUGUUUAUUUGGA